Molecule: messenger RNA, 1405 nt
Organism: Olea europaea var. sylvestris
Lineage: Eukaryota; Viridiplantae; Streptophyta; Magnoliopsida; Lamiales; Oleaceae
Product: DEAD-box ATP-dependent RNA helicase 1-like
Exons: 2
Coding region: 909-1238 (109 amino acids)
Cellular component (GO): nucleus
Molecular function (GO): nucleic acid binding; ATP binding
Source: RefSeq, a predicted model, not a curated record
UCAUUUUGAUUUAUUUGCUUUUAUCUGUUUAUGCAUUUGCCUUUUUAUAUAUUCCACAACAUUAGUGGAAUUGAGAUCUCAGAGGGAGAGCUCAGUGGUCAGAACUUGGAUUUGUUCCCCAAUGGUCAUCAGUUCGAGUUCUUUCAGGGCCACUGAGGUGAGUACUGACUAUAAAUUUCAUGGCCUCGUGGGAUUAGUCGAGUUGCGAGCCUAGAUAGCCAUGGUUAUCAAAAAACAAAAUUAGUGGAAUUGAGCAAAUUUGUUUACUUGUUAAUGAUUUUGAAAAGUUCAACUAGAUUACAAGUAUGGUCAUAUUAAGUUGAGAUCUAUGUAGUUAUUUAUGAUAUUUUACCUUCAUAUGUGUGGCUUUGCACGCAUAUGAUGGUAGCUAAAUAGUUGAAAAAAUAAUAGCUUGCUUUUUAAUGGUUUAAGGGGAUUUGGAUUGAAGUAAUGGAGGUGGCUACAGAACAAAAGACAAGUGUUCCAGUGUUGCCAUGGAUGAGAAAUUCAAUUGAUAUUAGCCUCUACGAAGAUUUUUCGCUUAAUUUCCUCCCCUUUUUUGGACCCAAAGUAAUAUAUGUUCAACGAUGGUACUAUGUGCAAUCGGACAAUGUAUUUAUUUUAUUUUCCCUAUAUUUUUUUGUUUGUUGUCCAAUUUCUCUUUCUCCCCUAUCACCCUCCUUUCUUUUCUUAUUUUAAUUGUAUUCAUUUUUGAGUGAUACUACUUGUACCUAAUUUUGUGCACAUAAGGGUGUCCAUAUACACAUGAAAUGGCCGGGUAGGGCCAUCGAACAUUUUAUUCAAGUGGGCCUCACCUCAUGUGAGGGUGGUGGACACCUUUAUGUACACAAAAUUAUGUACAAGUAAAUUUAUCCUUCAUUUUCAGGUUAGAUGCAGCUUUAUGUAACAUGGGUAUUACUUCACUCUUUCUUGUGCAAGUUGCAAUCUGGCAGGAGACAAUUGGAACUGGUUCUUUUGAAUAUGAUCUUUGUAUAAAUUCACCUAUGGGGAGUGGAAAAACUCUUGCUUAUGCUUUACUAAUUGUGCAAACGUUGUCAACUCGUACGAUAAAAUGUCUCCAUGCUUUGGUAGUAUUGUCCACUCAUGACUUGCCUAUGCAGGUCAAGAAAGUCUUUGCUUCCCUAGCUCCUGCAGUGGACUUGUCUGUGGGUUUGACUGUUGGUCAGUCUUCAAUGAUCGAUGAAAUUUUAGUGCUCAUCAAGAAAGCUAAACCAUAGGCCGAUAUCUGUUUUGACUCAAGAAGAUUUCUUUUUGGGCUUGAGAAGUUUAGUGGACAUACUGGUAGCAACACCAGAAAGGCUAAUGGACAAUAUUUACAAUAUGACAAAUCGAACUUGACAAUCUUUGUUAUCUUGUAAGCAGGAGAUUGACUUUAUGACGUGAA